Molecule: messenger RNA, 2569 nt
Organism: Brassica napus (rape)
Lineage: Eukaryota; Viridiplantae; Streptophyta; Magnoliopsida; Brassicales; Brassicaceae
Product: protein IDA-like
Exons: 1
Coding region: 1080-1310 (76 amino acids)
Source: RefSeq, a predicted model, not a curated record
UUACUUUGGUUUGGCAUUUUGUAAAAUACAGAGAAAAGUCUAUUCAAAGGAAGAAGAAGUCCGAUUUAAAUGAAGAAUCAGGUGGAUAUCCAUAUCAAUAAUGGAGUAAAGGAAUAAAAACUGCUGUCAAAUCAAAUAGUGUAUAAGCUAGUUAACCCUCCAAACUAACUUCUUUGUCUUACUUUCUUAAAAUACCUUCUCACGCAAAAGAUUUAGGUUGGUAUACAUUGUUUUAACGUGUUUUCUGCAUGAACUUUCAGUAUUUUUCAUACUUGUAUUGAAAAGCACGUGUAAUUAAUUAAUUCUACACAUUCGUUUCAUUAAACAUGUUUUUUUUUCGUAUCAUGAUCAUCCUAUAUAUACUAACUGUUACUUGUUCUAAUCUUUUUACAAUAUGGUAUAUAACAUAUCACUUUAGUGUCUAAGUUAAAAUUAUCAUUAUACUAGCGUUUUGGCAUUUAUAUUAAGAUUUCAGAAACUUAAUAUAUUUUUGUGCCCGAAAUAUUUGGUGUUUAAGCACAAGCCAAGUUUGAUAUUAUGAUACUUACGAAAGCGAAAAGAUAAGCUUGCUUUACUAUUCCAGUAUUCGACAUCUUAUGAUAAUUACUGUUGAGAGUUUGAAUAUUACAACAACAAAACAAAACUAGCUAAACAGUAAUGACGUCUAUAUAACUAUUUAAUAUUCUCGUCAACGAACUUGGCAUAAUAAAAUGUAAAAUCUUGAAAUAAACGACGGUCACCUCAAACCAGAUUCCCAUUUCCUAAGUAUAAAAUGGAUCUGUUUACAUUCUAAAAUACAUAAAAUAAACAAAAGUUGACGACGGCGACCAAAACAAAACUCAAUAUUUAAAAAUUUUGAUACUAAAUUAAUAUAGAAAAUUCAAAGUCUUACAUUAGCGUGGGAUUCACUCCUCUCUCACCGUUCCACUCUUUCCCCCUCAUUUCCGCUACACUUAUUUCCAUCAAAUCCACACACACGCGCAUAUUAUAUAAACACAUAUACUUACACAUUAUUCAUUCAUCCAUUACUAAUAGAAGAACGAGUUAAACUAAAAAAAAGCAUAAACAUUUAGUACCAAAUGGCUCCGUGUCGUACGAUGGUUCUGCUCUGUCUAGUUCUGUUUCUGGCGGCGAGUAGCUCUUCGUAUGUGGCGGCUGCAAGAAUUGGAGCCACCGUGGAGAUGAAGAAUAGGAAGAGCUUAGGGUUCAAAGACAGCCUUAUUUCUGGUUACUUGCCCAAAGGCGUUCCCAUUCCUCCUUCUGCCCCUUCGAAGAGACACAACUCUCUUAUUGACUCUCAUCCUCAUUGAUUUUUUUCAUAUUAUCUUUUUGUUUAUUCAAUGUAUUUUUUUGCGGUUUUGUUUUAUAGUUUAGAUCAACAUAGUUACACAUAGGAUAUACCCUUUGUAUAUGCUUUCACACGUCUAUCUAUACUAUUGAUUUUUUCAUAUGAUUAUGAACUAAUGUUUGUUUAAGUUCAUGAUGUCAUAUAAAGAUCAUGAAAUUCAAUUAACUCAUCUUGUCAGCCUUGUGUUGCAGUCUGCAUCCAGCAUCACACAUCAUCCGCUUAAUCAAGAACAUGUUCGUGCCAGUCUUGGCAUGUUCUUGAAUUACGUCGCAAGUUCAUGAAGUUAACAAUUUGAUCAUCAAUUAGACACCGGACAACUCUUGUCGAAAGCUCAUAAGUUAACACGUGCUAAAAGUUGUUAAGAUAUACUUUAAUAAUGUGUAACAAACACACUUGUAUUCUUUCAAAAAAACAAAACGAACACACUUGUACUGUGAAAUUUGUCUUUCUCUUAAGAAGAUAUAUAUACUUAAUAAAUAGACAUCAAACGUCUUAAAGAGUUUGAAGGUAUAGUGGAAUCAAUCAUAAGAGAUAAAUACAGCUUACAAUACAUAGAAGAAACAUCUUAUGUAGCGUAGCGGUCAUUUUUCCUCUGGAUGAUUAGAAAUAAGCCCUAGUAAGGAAAACAGAGACCAACAAAAAAAAUAUUAAAAAUGGAAAAGGAAGGGGCAUUCCGAGAAUUGAACUCGGGACCUCUCGCACCCUAAGCGAGAAUCAUACCACUAGACCAAAUGCCCUUCUGAAAGUAUUUGGUACCAACAGGCUUCAAAAUUAAAUCCGAUUUUCACUAUUUUCUCAAGCGGCAAGAACGAAGGCGUCGGGAAGAGUCAUCCAAUCGUACCCUUCGCACUCUGUUUGUGACAGUCAAGAACUUCAUCUUCUCUAUCUAUAGUCACUUUUCUAGCUGCGCAUCCUUCGAAGCUCUCGCCUGCUCAAUAAAUUAAAGAUUAGCUGGAAUUUCGCAGAAACGUGACUAGGAUUUGGGAGAGAGAGAGAAUUACCCGCACAAAACGCAGCGCCAGCUCCCUCUGAACCCAAAGCGGCUGACAAUGUCUACUCUUCAGCCUUUAUUGACAUGGUUAUUCGGAAACUACAUUCUUGGAAUGUUAAAUAUCUAUUAUUUGCUGGGAAAGUGAAAAUGGUUGCUUCAGUUAUAUAUGGUAUGGUAAUUUCUGGAGUGCUGUAUUUGUUUUCGUAAGGCGUUUUAUGAAAAGAUUGAUG